This is a messenger RNA of Paracoccidioides brasiliensis Pb18, 4218 nucleotides long. RefSeq lists its product as uncharacterized. The transcript has 4 exons. Gene Ontology annotation, biological process: long-chain fatty acid import into peroxisome; peroxisome organization; very long-chain fatty acid catabolic process. Gene Ontology annotation, molecular function: iron ion binding; ATP hydrolysis activity; monooxygenase activity. Gene Ontology annotation, cellular component: peroxisomal membrane. Bases 1 to 4218 code for a protein of 1405 amino acids. The record is from RefSeq and is a predicted model, not a curated record.
AUGGCUGUCCAGUCGACGUUGCAACCUCGAGAAGACCCGUUGCUCCUCCUGUACACCCACUACUCAAACCUGCUACGCGCUCGGUUCCGGAAGUCCUCCAAAACUACAAAGUUAGUCGCAACUACUUUUCUUCUGUUGUCGAUAAUAGGAAGUGGAUAUGGAGGUUAUAGGUGGUGGCAGGAAUGGUCGAAGGAACGGGCCCAGGGGAACCGUCUGCUGAGAAAGAAUUCUGGCAUUCGCGGCAAGGAUGGUUCGCGAAUAAUAUAUGUCCCGUACAGAUCGUCCGUCUCCUCUUCCGAUACCUCAAAAGUCACUAUUCGCCCGACGAAACCUACUACAUUUGAUGCCCACCGGCGGCUUUUCUUGAAUCCUCCCAGAGCGGCUGGCCUCGGUGAUGUAUCGUCCAUGGUGUCACAAAUCCCGCCACUCUCCACCAAGCCAGGCUUGAAUCUAGCCUUCUUGCACCAGUUUCUUAGCCUCCUAAGUAUCAUGAUUCCGAGAUGGAGCAGCAAAGAAACCGGGUUUUUGAUCGGCCAUGGCGUUUUCCUUUUGCUCCGGACGUACCUAUCUCUUGUUGUAGCGAGACUUGACGGAGAGAUUGUGCGGGAUCUAGUUGCUGGCAGAGGAAGAGCUUUCAUCUGGGGCCUCAUCAAAUGGUGUGGCAUUGGAGCUUUCGCUUCUUAUACGAAUGCCAUGAUCAAAUUCCUCCAAUCCAAAGUAUCGAUUGCCUUUCGAACCAGGCUCACUAGGUAUAUACAUGACCUGUACCUUAACGAUAACAUAAAUUACUACAAACUUUCCAAUCUUGAUGGAGGAGUUGGUGAAUCGGCGGAUCAAUUUAUCACCCAGGAUCUCACACGGUUCUGUGCGGCCUCUGCGAAGUUAUAUUCUUCCAUUGGGAAACCUCUGGUGGAUCUCUUCGUUUUCAACUAUCAACUUUAUCGUUCACUUGGACCUCUCGCACUGGCGGGUAUUCUGAGCGGCUAUUUCGGCACAGCAACUAUACUCCGCCGUGUUUCCCCACCAUUUGGAAAGUUAACAGCGGUCGAGGGUAAAAAAGAGGGAGAUUUCAGAACCCUCCACUCUCGACUCCUAGCAAAUGCUGAGGAGGUGGCAUUCUAUGGCGGGGCUGAGAUGGAACGUGUGUUUCUCACCAAGAGUUUCAAGGAUCUGCAGCGAUGGAUGGAAGGAAUAUAUAGCCUGAAAAUCCGCUAUAAUAUGCUUGAAGAUAUGAUCCUUAAGUACUCUUGGUCUGCUUUUGGAUAUCUCAUCACAUCGCUUCCUAUAUUUCUACCUGCCUGGGGCGGUCUUGGGGGUGUUUCUGAGAUGGCUUUCUCUUCGGAAACUUCUGGGAGGGAGAGGGACCGAAUGAAAGAUUUCAUCACAAACAAGCGUCUUAUGCUCUCCCUAGCAGAUGCAGGUGGUCGCAUGAUGUACAGCAUUAAGGAUCUUUCGGAAUUGGCUGGGUACACUUCCCGGGUAUACACUCUGAUUUCAACUCUCCACCGCGUGCACGCUAAUGCAUAUGCCCCUCGCCGUGGUUCUCACCCCGAACUUUACUCCCUUUCUGAUGUGCAGGGCACGAUCCAUAGUGGCUUCGAUGGCGUACGUCUAGAACAUGUUCCUGUGGUGGCACCCUUUCUCUUUCCCCAAGGUGGUGACGAGCUUAUCGAAUCAUUAUCCUUUAUUGUUCAUUCCGGUGAGCACCUUUUGAUUUCCGGUCCCAAUGGCGUUGGUAAAUCUGCUAUUGCUCGCAUAGUCGCUGGGCUCUGGCCAGUUUACCGUGGCCUAGUAAGCCGACCUAGAAACUUUGGUGCGAAUGGUAUAAUGUUCCUUCCCCAGCGCCCGUAUUUAAGCAUAGGCACCCUUCGUGAUCAAGUCAUCUACCCCCACAGCGAAAUGGACAUGCGAGAGGAUGGAAAGAGCGAGGCAGAUCUACUUCAAGUCCUCAACGACGUCCAUCUCGGCUACUUGCCUGACCGUGAAGGUGGUUGGGACUGUCGCAAGGAGUGGAAAGAUGUUCUGAGCGGCGGCGAGAAACAGCGCAUGGGCAUGGCCAGGCUUCUCUAUCACGAACCUAGAUAUGCGUUUGUCGACGAAGCCACCUCUGCCGUUUCUUCUGACGUCGAAGGCUUACUCUACGAACAAGCUAAGCGACGCAACAUCACCCUAAUCACAAUCUCCACGCGCCUUUCGCUUAAGAAAUACCACACAUUCAAUCUCACGCUUGGCCUGGGAGAGGAUGGUACCGAAUGGGAGAUCGACCGGAUCGGAACGGAGAAGGAGAAAAUGGGCGUUGAGAAGGAGAUACAGGAGCUAAGGAAACGACUGGAUAAGGUUGAGGCGUGGAAGGUUCGGAAGCAGGAAAUAAACGACGAGCUGUGUAAACCACAGGAUAGCUCAUUGCAUACCCGCGACUCCCACAGGAUCGGACAAAGCGGAAUACUUACUGAGGAGGAUUAUAUCACGAUGCUAUCGAAUAUUCAAUCCAUCAUCCCUCCGGGGAUUUUUUGGAUACCCAUUGUUCUUCUCACUUCUCCAUUCCUCCUGACAUGGUUGUUUACUAACCUGAAGGCACGGCGGGGAUUCCGAAACGGGGGCGAGCCUCCACUGAUUCCAUACACGAUCCCAUGGCUUGGCCACGGCCUUUUCUUCCGUCGGGGCACAACUUAUUUCUCGUCUUGGGUUAGGAAAAAAUAUCCCGAUGUGCCGGUUUUGAGAACGUUAAUCGCAGGGGACUAUUUGUAUCCUAUUUUCGACCUAAAACUGGCAAGCCAGAUAGAGCGCCGCCCAAAGGUGUUCACGUUCGAUCCCAUCGUGAUACUCGUGAAUAAGGCUAUUGGAGCUCCCAAAGCAGACCUUGAUAUUCUUGCGAAUGGACCUCCAAGGUCUACUGACGGUCAGAAUGGUAAUGGCGCAGGCCGUGGUAUAAUUCCAGAGCUCCAUCGACAGCAUUUCCCCGGUCUUAAUGGCCCAGCUUUACCGCAUAUGAUAUCUAAAUUCAGUGAGAUCUUGACCGCAAACUUAGAAAAGGAGUUUCCAAGGAAAAGUGGUGUCGACACCGGGUCUUGGGUAACGCUUGAUCUCAAAGAAUUUUACAUGCGGCACCUCACCCUUGCUUCGAUACCGAUGUUAAUGGGGACGCGUCUGAUGGAGAUUUGGCCCCGAGCCUAUGAAGACAUGUGGGAGUUUGACACCCACGUAUUGACGCUUACGUUAAACAUGCCUAGGCUAUUAAUCCCGAAAGCAUCCGCUAGUCGAGACCGGAUGGUCUCUAUCAUGGAACGAUGGGAAAGUGAAGCAUACAAACAUCGAGAUUUCUUUGCAGUGGAAUCGGAAAAUCCGGCCUGGGACCCCUAUUGGGGGGCUAGACUGGUGAGACAAAGGCACCGCACGUUUCUGAACAAUGGUGUCAGCAAACGGGGUCGAGCCGUUUUUCACUUGGGAGUUUUGUGGGCAACAAUUAACAACGCAGUCGCAGCCGCGGUGUGGAUGUUGAUGCACUGCUUGCUAGACCCACACCUCGAACGGCGAGUCCGCUCCGUAAUCGCUUCGGCUCAAAAUCAAGACGGCACGCUGGAUAUUGAUAGUUUAGCUUUGGACAAGCUCAUCAAAUCCCUAUUUCUUGAGACUCUGCGCUCAUAUGUCUCAGCACCCUCACUACGGUUAAUUCUAGGAACAAUUGAACUUGAGGGUUACACCUUUCGCAAGGGAGGAACAAUAAUCGUUCCGGGACGAGAACUGCAAAUGCAGGAAAACAUAUGGUCCGCUGGCGGGUCCUUGCCGGGGCCUUUGGAGUUCUGGCCGGAGAGGUUUAUCGACAGUGAAUGCAAUGACGAUAGAGACAUGGCAGCUGAAGCUAUUGGGCAUACUAAUUCUCAAGAUGAAGUUAAACGCGAUCUUGUCGUCAAAAACGAGGUGAAGCUAUCGGCAGAUGCGAUGACGAUCCCUGGUAAGAUACGGUCGAGGGAAAUGCGAGAACGUAUGAACUGGAUGCGUCCUUUUGGAGCAGGCACCACGCUUUGCCCCGGAAGAAACUUGUCAAUGUAUGAAAUGAUUAUUGGUAUGGCGACUAUGCUGUCGACAUUUGAGAUGGAGGUUAAUAAAGAAGCCCUACAUUCGAAUGGAAUGCCACAACCAAACUUUGACGUAUCAGGGGCAUUGCCCCCUGACAGGCCGUUUAUUAUUAGAAUGAGGAGGAGAACUUCUGUGCACUAG